Molecule: messenger RNA, 445 nt
Organism: Oncorhynchus gorbuscha (pink salmon)
Lineage: Eukaryota; Metazoa; Chordata; Actinopteri; Salmoniformes; Salmonidae
Product: immunoglobulin-like domain-containing receptor 2
Exons: 2
Coding region: 29-445 (138 amino acids)
Source: RefSeq, a predicted model, not a curated record
ACCUGUGGAGUCUGGAAUACCUGAAGUGAUGAAUGUUCCUCCUCCAGUACUUUCUGUGUCUUCUAUCUCUCUGUUCUCUCUCUAUGUAGUGUACGAGGCAGGAAAGGGGUUGAGGAGCAGGGCUUCGUCCCCCCAGAUCGCUGUCUAUCCACCCUACUACGUACCUGGGGUCCCGGCCAUGGUCCCCAUCGCUCCCCCUUCCCUGGUGGACACCACGGUGAUGUCCGCUCCCCCCUCUGUGUCAGAGAACAGUGCAGCUGGAGUGCGGCCUGUGUACCGGCUGCAGUCUACUCUGGAUCAGUCCUCUCUGGGUCAGGACUCUCUGAAGGUGUUGCAGCAUGUAGAGAAACAGCUGGCUCUUUUCCACCCGGCCAAGUCCCAGAGCCACAACUGUAAGCCCGACAGACAGACAGACUCAAUACACCCUAUACUCUACUCUGUCUGA